CGUUAGGUUUGUUCUUUUCUAAUAAAGUUUUGUUUGUGAUGCUGCUGCUCUCUCGUCCUAAACUGUGAAUAAAGAUGGCAGACGACUCGGAGCGGGUUCCUCCUCCUUUUCCAGAGAUGGAGCAGCGGGAGACGGAUCCAGCAGACGGGGAAAGCGACGAGGAUAGCGACGACUUUGAGGGAGAGGACAUCUUUACCGGCAAUAGCCAACCUUCAGAGCCUAAAAAAGACCCCCUCCCACCAGCAGCUCCCACCACCAGCACCACCACCACCACCAGCAGCAAUACAAAGACCAAUGGACUGCAUUCAGACGAUGAAGAGCAGGAUAUAUUUGCAGAGGCCACCGUAGAGCUGGCUCUGGACAGUCCUCUCAAUAAUAGAAAGAGAGAGCCAGCUCAGGCCAAACCAUCGGCACCUGGGCCCUCCCUUACCGUCACGGGGCCAAGCACUUUGAAACCACCACCUGCCAAAACCUUCGAGGAGCUAGAGGAAGAGGAGGAAAAGGACGCAUUUGAAUUGAAUAUUGCAGUUACCAAUCCUGAGAAAGUUGGGGAUGGUAUGAAUGCAUAUAUGGCUUAUAAAGUCUCAACUCAGACCAAUUUACCAAUGUUCAAGUGUAAGACGUAUACAGUAAAGAGGCGGUUCAGUGAUUUCCUGGGAUUAUACGAGAAGCUCUCUGAAAAGCACUCGCAAAAUGGAUACAUUGUACCCCCGCCUCCAGAAAAGAGCAUACUUGGGAUGACCAAAGUGAAAGUGGGGAAAGAGGACUCCUCCUCUGUAGAGUUUGUGGAAAGGAGACGUGCUUCACUAGAAAGAUAUCUUCAGAGAGUUGUCAGUCACCCAUCAUUAUUGCAAGAUCCAGACGUCAGGGAAUUUCUGGAAAAAGACGAGUUACCCCGCGCUGUGAGUACCCACGCAUUGAGUGGAGCUGGCUUCCUCAAGAUGAUAAACCGAGCUACCGACGCAGUCAGCAAGAUGACUAUUAAGAUGAACGAGUCUGAUAUUUGGUUUGAAGAGAAGCUGCUGGAGGUGGAAAGUGAAGACCAACAUCUGCGUAAACUUCUCUCUGUUGUGGAAACCCUUGUAAACCACAGGAAGGAGCUCUCCAGCAACACGGCCAUGUUUGCGAAGAGUGUGGCGAUGCUGGGCAGCUCGGAGGACAACACGGCUCUGUCCCGGGCUCUGUCCCAGCUAGCUGAGGUGGAGGACAAGAUCGAGCAGCUUCACCAGGACCAGGCCUGCAACGACUUCUUCAUCUUGGCAGAGCUGUUCGCUGACUACAUCCGCCUCCUCACCGCCGUGAGGGGCUCAUUUGACCAUCGAAUGAAAACUUGGCAACGAUGGCAAGACGCUCAGACUACACUGCAGAAGAAACGUGAAAACGAAGCCAAGCUGCUGUGGGCAAACAAACCUGACAAGCUGCAGCAGGCCAAAGACGAGAUCUCGGAGUGGGAGUCUAAAGUAACACAGUAUGAGAGAGACUUUGAGAGGGUGUCAGCUACAGUGCGGAAAGAGGUUCUCCGAUUUGAGAAAGAGAAAGCCACGGAUUUCAAGAACCAGCUAGUGAGAUAUCUUGAAACGCUUCUACACUCGCAUCAACAGCUUAUUAAAUACUGGGAAGCAUUUCUACCGGAAGCAAAAGCAAUCGCUUAACAUGACCAAGGAAGUCGUGUGAGCCUCUCAAACUCUGCCGUUUUAUACACUUUACCUCUUGCCUUUUAAACCAAGAAAACGAACCAAGAUGCACCGCAAAGGGAAGAAACUGAACUAAUACAGUACAUGUUAGUAUAGAUCUUCAUCUUAACUAUUGUAUUAACAAUGUAUAUUUUACAUUUAACUUCCAUGUGUAUUUUCUUAUAUAUAAAAAAAAAAAAAAUCCUCAUAUAAGGAAUGAAAAGUAGAUGUUGGGUAUGGGUGAUAUUUUCAGGGCAUUGGGUUCUAUUAGCAAACAGCCAAAACACAUUUAGUUUGUUUAAAAAAAAAAAAAAAAAAAAAAAAAAAAAUACCACUAUGUACUUUAUAUUAAGGCUUUGCACUCGUUAGCUCCUGCUGAUUAGCCAUUUUAAUAGAUGAUUUUGGGGGUUCGUUUUUCUGUUCUUUAAGAUACUCAUACAGGUCAGCUCUUCGGAGCUUUCAGGCUUUUUUACUAGAGAUCCAGUUCUUUAGCUGGGGUGGGGAAUUGAAGCUGCUUUGGGUGAAUCUAGCAUUUGUCCUGGGGAUCAUUAAUCCACAGAACCACAAAGCAAAGGGCACCAGAGCACACUGUGUCAGUGCACCACUGCAGGAGUGUUGGUGGGUUGAUAAUACUGUAGUAUGAUCACAGACUGUAACCCAGUGGCAAGUUUGAUGGCAACUGAGCCAACAGCACCCACAUAGGAGUGACCAGUCACAAAGUGGUAUGCUUAUUCGAGUGCCCCGUGAUUCACAAAAAAAGUGAAAUGAGUUUAAAGUCUCACGCUAGCUAGCGUCUACAAUGACGUGCACCCCGAAUGAACAUUGUAUUUCAGUGUAGAAGCUAGAAGUGCCUUUUCCUUGCGAGUGUGCGAAGGAGUAGGGUAACAUAGCUAGGAUUGAGGAUACAAGAAACAGUCGACUUGAGAAUGUGUGGUGUUAAAAAAAUGAUUCUAUCUCUGAAUGCUUAAAUGUUAAAUGAGCUUGCCCCACAGAGAUAUACUGCAAGGUUGUUCUUCCCAUAGUGAGGGCUACUCAACCGUGGUCCUGGAGGGCCGCUGUCCCUCCUGGUUUUUGUUCUGAUUGUACACUAAAUUGAUUAAUUGGAUCAAUUAAGCUUCUAAUAAGCACUUAAUUGGUCCAAUUAAGUAAUUUAGGGUACAGCUGGAACAAAAACUAGGAGGGACAGCGGCCCUCCAGGACCAGGGUCGAGUAGCCCUUCUGUAGUGCAAUGGAAUGUUUUAGCCAAUAUGAUUUGUAUUUGUUAGUAACCAUUGUAUUUCAUUACACUGUAAGUUCCCCUAAUGGCUCCUGUAUUGUUAUUCAGUAGACCGAGUUGAUGCUUGAUUGGUGAAAGGGUUCGCAACAUAAAAUACAAUAACGCAAGAUAAUCUUAAAUAGCUUGAAAUAGCCAGGCAUAACAUUCUUUAACAGUUGGCUUCAUAGAAUGACCUAAGCCAUUGUGUCCCCUUUCUGGGUCUGUAUAAAUGUGUCUUUCUAGUUUUAAAUAAUAUUCCAUUUCAUAUUGUUGAAACGCCAUGUGUGUCUAUUUCAUGAAAGAGGUGGGACUGGCAGCAGCCACUUAAUGUCUGGUACUACUUUGGCAGCAUAUACCAGCUGAACUGGUGUAUAUAGUUUAAAAAUACAAUUGUAGCUCUGCCCUUAGAAUGUUUUACAAUGGUUGCAGCCAUACACAUUUUCCUGAUCUCAGAUUAACUAUGAUACCAAACAAUGUUACGGUGAGUUCUGAGAUCAGGAAGCACAGACACAUGAUGAAUUAUUAGCUGUGUAAGCUCAGAGCAUGUUGAAGAGUAUUAAUAGAACUUGCUAUUGAACUGGGACCCAUUCCAAAUAUUUGCACGCAUGAAGACUGAAAAUAUAAAAUGGCCUUUUGAUGCAUUGUCCCUUUUUCCUCUGUCUACGACUGUGAGGAGAUAGGGCUGUAGCAUCACAUGUUUGAGUAACAGGGUAAUGGGCUUCAUGCAUGAAGGGGACACAACCUGGUCAGUCGGAAAGUUAGAAACUUUAUUUUUAGUAAUUGACAAACAAUCAACUUUGGUUUCUUUUUUUUUUUAUGAUUGCAUUCGGUGCUGGGACAGCUAUUCAAACAUUGCUUGAAAUAUAAUUUUAUACAGAAAUUCUAAUUUGUUUGCACCAGAUUUAUCAGACAUGAUUUAUAUACUUUAGUAAACUCAAAUACUAUAAUACAUGUAUAUUUUAAUCUAAAUAAUAAUAACCUCUAAGUAUCUGUCUCCUGGUAGUAAUAUCUUUAAUGACAACAGUGGAAAAUAAACAGUGCUUCUUUGUCUCUCCAUGUAAUCCCGUGGUGUAGAGGGUUGAGUUUUCCAUAACCCAGUGCUUGCUUGUUUCAGUUAAAAUGAAACCCAAGGUGUUUGUCCCAGCACUAAUUAGUACAUCUCAACCCCACUUCUUUUCAAAGUGUUUACAUGUUAUUAAUAUUAAAAUGUGUCUUCUCCACUGCAUUCGAUAUUCCAUAACAGUUGGCGGAUAUUAAAAACCGUAAUUAUAAAAAUUGUAUGCAUACUACAGGGUUGAAUUUGUUAUAUUCUAAAUUUACUCAAAGUAGUAAAUUAUUGAAAAUAAAAUUCUUUAAUAAA
Molecule: messenger RNA, 4288 nt
Organism: Acipenser ruthenus (sterlet)
Lineage: Eukaryota; Metazoa; Chordata; Actinopteri; Acipenseriformes; Acipenseridae
Product: sorting nexin-1-like
Exons: 15
Coding region: 75-1652 (525 amino acids)
Biological process (GO): intracellular protein transport; early endosome to Golgi transport
Cellular component (GO): endosome; endosome membrane
Molecular function (GO): phosphatidylinositol binding
Source: RefSeq, a predicted model, not a curated record